AAAGGAGUUCGUGUUUUCCGAGAUAUUUUUUUUUUUUCUUUAUUAAAUAUACUCAUAUUUUCUAUCUAUAAAAUCAAAAAUGUUCUCUUCUCACUCUGCUCCCCAAGGUGUUCUCACUGUUACUGUUGUCGAAGCUCGUAACCUUCACAAGGAAGAUCUCGGUGGUCACAACGAUCCCUAUGUUGAACUCUGGUUGGAUGAGGAAUACAAGCAACGUACCUCUACUGUCAAGGAUACCGAAAACCCCGUCUUCAACGAGACUUUCACUUUUAACAUUGCUGAAGGUAGCAGCCUCCACAAGCUCGAAUUCAAGGUCAUUGAUAAGGAUGUUGCUGGUACUGACAAGAUUGGUGAUGGCAAGUUAGAUAUCUCUGAAGCUCUUCAAGGUCAACCCAUUGAUACUUGGGCCAAGCUCCCUGCCAAGUUGGGUCUUACCAGCCAUGGUGAAGUUCACUUUGUCAUCCAAUUCUCUCCCCAAUAAAUUCCCCCCCUCCUGGAUGCUAUAACCACUGUAUAAAAAAAAACAAUACCACUCUAUGCUUUAAAUACAUAGCUAUAUUAUAAAAAAAAAAAUACCUUUUUUUAUCAAAUAAAUAAAAAAAACAACCCCUAAAAGCUCUCUUUGAGUUUUUGCUUUACAAUAU
This is a messenger RNA of Mucor mucedo, 644 nucleotides long. Its product is annotated as C2 domain-containing protein. Gene Ontology annotation, molecular function: calcium ion binding. The coding region runs from base 80 to 481 and encodes 133 amino acids. The record is from RefSeq and is a predicted model, not a curated record. The transcript has a single exon. Lineage: Eukaryota; Fungi; Mucoromycota; Mucoromycetes; Mucorales; Mucoraceae.